Messenger RNA from Gopherus evgoodei (Goodes thornscrub tortoise), 1749 nucleotides. It is a transcript of the gene TPMT, whose product is annotated as thiopurine S-methyltransferase. Lineage: Eukaryota; Metazoa; Chordata; Testudines; Testudinidae. The transcript has 9 exons. Gene Ontology annotation, molecular function: thiopurine S-methyltransferase activity. The record is from RefSeq and is a predicted model, not a curated record. The coding region runs from base 669 to 1415 and encodes 248 amino acids.
CACCCGCUCGCGCCCCAGGAGUCCGGGCGUGGAGCGCUGGGGGCUCGGCCGGGAGAAGGGGGCCGCGGCUUUGGCGCUGGGAAACGGAAAGACGCUGCGGGGGGCGGGGUCCUGCCCCACGGAGCCAGAGGGGGCUGACUGAGCGCCAACAGCUCGGGUCGGACUUCACACGGGGGGCGCUGGUAGCAUGUCUGGCUCCGCAGCCUGGCCCCUUACAGAAGAGAGUCUGUGGGGUUCCCUUGGGUGCUCUGCAGCCUCCAUCGUCCUGGCACUAGCUGUCCCCUGGCGUGCUCCUGUUCUGCUGUUUAAUCCUCAAUAUACCGACAAGCCACUAAAGCCCUGAUCUUGCAAACGCUUGAGCGGCUGCUUUAUUUUAGACAGGAGAGUAAAUUUCCUGUCCUUGCCGUCCAUCACGGCACUGUUUGGGCUUUAAAUUAAGCAUGAACAUGUUUGCAGCAUCGGGGACCAGGUGAGGUGUGGAGAAAUCGCAUUGUUCUAAGGCAUUAAAGGAGGCUGGAGUGCUUUAGAGGAGCCAAAUUAACUGGUUGUGUAACCUCAGAGUCUCGUAGUGUUGUACAAUAUACGUUUCUCAGGAUCAGGACUUCUAUGCACUGGUUGGAGAAUAUAUAUUUUUACCCUCUACACAGACAGCAUAAGUAUACAAGACCAUGGAAAGCUUUACAGAUGUACCAAGAAUAAAAGAAAGCUCUGAUAUUGGGCAACAACAGGACAGAGUAGUAACUGAAGAGGAAUGGCUGCAGAAAUGGAAAACGAGACAAAUUGGAUUUCAUAAGGAGCAAGGACAUCCGAUUUUAAGGAAGUAUCUGGAUGUUCUUCUUAAUGGCAGGAAUGGACUCAGGAUAUUUUUUCCACUUUGUGGCAAAGCAGUAGAAAUGAAAUGGUUAGGUGACAUGGGACACUAUGUAGUUGGUGUGGAACUCAGCGAAUGUGCACUGAAGGAAUUUUUCACAGAACACGAUCUUUCUUAUUCUGAAGAAACAAUCCCAGGGAUUUCUGGAGCCAAAGUUUUUAAGAGUACCUCUGGGAACAUUUCUCUGUACUGUUGCAGUAUCUAUGAUUUGUCCAGCACAAUUGUUGGCAGGUUUGAUGGGAUUUGGGACAGAGGAUCUCUAGUAGCCAUUAAUCCAUGUGAUAGAGAACACUAUGCCAAUUUGGUGUUGUCUCUAAUGGAGAGAAGCUGUUGUUAUCUCUUGGUUACUGUUUUGUAUGAUUCAAAUAAACAUAAAGGUCCACCAUUUUAUGUUCCUGAUGCUGAAAUUAAAAGUUUAUUUGGAAAAGUCUGUGAAAUUAAGUGUCUUGAGAAGGUCGAUGACUUCUCGGACCAGCACAAAGCCUGGGGACUAGAUUAUUUUCUGGAGGUAACACAUCUGCUUACCUUAAAGUCUGUUCCUUGAUGAAACAAGAGAGACAAAAUUUAUUAGCAAGGUGGGAAGAAUUAUACUGAUCUCAAUUGGAAAUGAGCUGGUUAUUUGGGAAUUCUGAAACACCUCAGGGUAUGAAAACUGAGUUAUGGAACAUCUUUGUCUUUUGAAGACUUUAUGGUUUCAAAAUCAAUUACACUGUACAUCUGCUUUGACUUACAGUAUCUGUGUUUUAAGAUGCGUAGCACUUAACCACAUUGAAACUCUUUGUAAACAAUCAUUUUAACUUUAUGCCUUUGUCUCCUGUAUUAUUUCAAAUUAUUAAAAUUAAGAAGUCAUAUAUAUAAAGAAAUGACCAUUCUCCAUA